AUGAAAUCCCUACGGCCAGACGAACUUCCGCCCUGCUUCGUGGAUCCAAACGGCGAUACCAUCAUCUCCGUACCAUAUAUGGUAUGUGCGUUCGACUUUGGAACGUUGGAAAUGAGAAUAUCGAGCGACAAACUCAUCGCAGUCUCAUCAUACUUCGCGGCGACACUGAAGCCCGAGUGGCUUCACAACAAAGUCACAGGAACAGAGAACUGCAGUGACGGUAUCGCCCGAGUCAUGAAGCGUUAUGAACUCGAAUUGGACCAGGAUGGAAAAGACAUUCUCGUGGGCAAGACAGCUGCAACUGAUCCAAAACUUCGAAUCGUCUCAGCUGUGACUACCAUCCAGACUUCGAAUCCAGUGUCGCAGUUGUCCCUGCGCGAGAGAAACGACCGCCUCAACACCAUGUCGACUGUCAAUCUACUUGGCUUCUCUAUGCUCUGUGACUUUCCUGACCAGAGUGACCACCUUCUUAUGGAUCGCCUCCGCCAGUGCGUGCGAGUAGUGCCUCUGAGUGGUAUCGUGCAGUGUCUGCUUGGCUGGAUCGACUAUUAUGGCACCUUCACGGAAAUGAGAGAAAGAUUACUCCAAUUCAUUACCUCAGAGAUCCCGGGAGACGAGAUCCGUAGAUCAACCCUCUUUUAUCUCCGAGUCGCAUGUGUCCUGCGUGACAAAUCCUUCUUCAGUUGGAUUCUUGACAAGAAUCCGUUCUUCUCGAAUGAGGUCUGGUUCGGCAGAAGUUCGUUGGAUACCCGCCUAGGGCUUGGCCUCUGGACUUCCGAAUUCGAGCGUGACUUGAACUUCUUCGGCUUUGUACUCAGGCACUUGCAAGAUCAACCGGGACGGGUUCAGCCUCCUGGUCGAGGUACGGCUCCAGCUGAUGAAAGGGAUAUCGUAUCGACGUCGCUCUUCAGUCACGCAGCCUCCGCUCAAGUGCAGUAUGAGUACAUCAACCCGUCCAUCUUGGCUCUGCAUUCGAUCGCUGUCUCGCAAGAUGUUGAAAUAACCUACAGUCACCAUGUCACUACCUUGACACUGACUAAUGUAACUCGAUGGCUUCGAAACGCCCUCAUCACAGCGAAACAAGAGAUUGCUCAGCACAUCACAGUCGACCACAGCGAGCCUUUCGGCUUCCGCAUCAACGAUCAUAAUUCCUUUCCAUGGGAUUAUCGUUUGGGCGAAGAUACAGACCAAACGCUGUUCAACUUGAUCGCGACAAGCAACCCUUUUGAGGUGGGCGAGGAUUUGGAGUUCAAUUGA
Molecule: messenger RNA, 1257 nt
Organism: Aureobasidium namibiae CBS 147.97
Lineage: Eukaryota; Fungi; Ascomycota; Dothideomycetes; Dothideales; Saccotheciaceae
Exons: 2
Coding region: 1-1257 (418 amino acids)
Source: RefSeq, a predicted model, not a curated record